CUCACAACUCUCUUUGAUCUUUGUACUUGUGCUUCCCAUCCUUUUUCAUUCAAGGGAACUAAAGAGUGAGUAGUUGAGUACCAUUUCCUAGCAUUCAUGAAGUCUCUAAGGCAACUACUGCUACUACUUCUGGUCAUGGCCAGUGGAUUUAAGCACGUCAUCAGCUCAACCAUAUCAACAACUCAAUUCAAUCUUGAUAACGGACUAUGUCUUAGCUGGAGACUCGCCGUCGAAGCGAACAACAUGGAGCCGUGGCCAACGGUCCCGACCGCUUGCUUGAUCUAUGUCAAAUCUUACAUGCUUCGCGGCCAAUACAACAAGGAUGUCGAAAUGGUCGUUGAUCAGAUAUACGAGUUCUUGAGCUCGAUAGUCGUUAAAGACGACGACAAAGAUGCUUGGAUUCUUGAUGUUGAUGAUACCUGCAUUUCAAACAUCAUUUACUAUCAAGGAAAACGGUUCGGGUGUGAUCCUUAUGAUCCUCAAGGGUUUAAGAGCUGGGCAAUGAAAGGAGCUUGUCCUGCAAUUCCUCAAAUACUUGGAGUUUAUAAGACUUUGAUAGAGAAUGGUUUCAAGGUGUUCCUGAUCACUGGAAGAGAUGAGUUGCUGUUAGGACCAUCAACAACUAUGAAUUUGUUCAUGCAGGGAUUUGUUGGCCAUGAGCAGCUUAUGAUGAGAAACUCAACACAUAAAGGACAGAGUGCGACGAUAUUCAAAUCAAGAAUUCGGAAACAAUUAGUUGAAGAAGGAUACAGAAUACAUGGGAAUAUUGGAGAUCAGUGGAGUGACCUAAGAGGAGAAUGCUCGGGCACACGCACCUUUAAACUGCCGAAUCCCAUGUAUUUUGUCCCUUAGAAACUAGGACAUGCAUUCUCUCCUAGUUGACAAUGCAAAAAAAGAAAAUAGUCUUAUACUGUAUCAAUUUCAAUAUGAUAUCAACUAUCAAGGGGUGCUAAGCAAAGGAAUGACAUGAUCAUUCUAUAUGUAUUUUGAUUGUAAGUCAAAAGAUGAAAUUUCAAGAAAGCAAGUGAAGAACAAUAUUGGCAAAUUACUACUUCCUCUUUUUCAGAAAAAAUU
Dioscorea cayenensis subsp. rotundata (Guinea yam) is the source of this 1074-nucleotide messenger RNA. RefSeq names its product acid phosphatase 1. Bases 97 to 852 code for a protein of 251 amino acids. NCBI's taxonomy places the organism in Eukaryota, Viridiplantae, Streptophyta, Magnoliopsida, Dioscoreales, Dioscoreaceae. The transcript is spliced from 4 exons. The record is from RefSeq and is a predicted model, not a curated record. Gene Ontology annotation, molecular function: acid phosphatase activity.